AUGGAGUCUCUUCCCUCCGAAGUCCUACACAACAUCUUCUCUUCUUUCUGUUCUUACUGUCAAGGCGUUACCCCCAUCUUUCGGGCAGAUGACAUCAAGAUCGUUGACUUCUACAAGGCCGUAACCAACUCAGAAGUAGACAGACCUAUUCAUUACCACCGCCAAACUCUGUGUAGUCUGAGUCGCGUCUCGCGUCAAAUCCGACAAAUUGCACAACCUAUUCUUCAUUACCAGUUCGACAUCAUUCUGAGAAGCCCAAUCGCUGAACCCCAGAACUGGCGUCUUGAGCCUUUUCUUCGAACUAUCACAGCUCGGCUGGACCUGGCUCGGCUGGUUGCAUACCUGAAUAUCGGUUCCGAUAUGGUGGCCCAGCUCGACAUAAAGGCAGCACGGAGAGUCUACCUCCAGGCACUCAAAACUUUAGGCGUUGGUGUUGAUAAAAUAUUAGCCAAGAGGGCCGAGAACACCAACCCAGAUCUCGAAAUUCCAAGACCCAUGCCCUUUGAGUUUGCGGAGUAUGAUCUUAAUGGUAGUGUGUUCAAAGAUCGAUACAUGUUUCUGAAGCAGUUUCUGCUAGAAAACUGUGAAUCGUCUGUAUGUGCGCCGCCGCUUAAAGAGGUCGCCACCACUGAGCUUAUGAUGGUUCUUCUUGCCCUGCCUCCAAACUUAGAGACUCUCGUGAUCAACGACAAUUUCUUCGAAGGGUCCAUGAUGUCGACUGCGCUCGAGGCAUUUGGUGUGACGAGUCUUAACCUCAAAUCAGUCGUUUCUAUCCAAUUUCCAUGUGGAAUUGUGAAGAUAUCGCCACACCUACAAAGCCUGAUUAUCGGCGAUGUCAAAAAGCCCGUCAGGAUCCCACAUGCUGGGACACUAUUCUAUUGGGGACACGUGGCUGAUGGCUCUAAUCGGAUAGCGGCAAAAGACUAUCAUUCGCUCACGCUGAUUGACUCCAACCGAGAAGCUCAUGACUUCCCCUAUACCAUCCUCAAGGACGGACUUCAAAAGCUGGCAGCGGCGCGGUCAACGUUUUCCUGCUUAAAGAAAAUCCGAUGCGAUCUCGAAUACUCCAAGUACGACUCGGAUACAAAGCAAACCUUCGCUCUAUUGGGGGUGGACUUUGUGUACGAGACGUUCGAAUGGAAGACUGGAAUGGGGAUUCUAGGAACGGUCGAGUGGCCUUUCGGCAGGGCAGACACUCCAGAGUCGUUUUUAGAUCCUCGCGAGAGGGAGUCUAAGGAAUUGUUUUUAAGCGGAGAAAUGGAGUUUUCAGAUGAAGAAGAUGCAGCAGGUUAUGCAAUGAUGUAG
Messenger RNA from Fusarium coffeatum, 1305 nucleotides. RefSeq lists its product as uncharacterized. The transcript is spliced from 2 exons. NCBI's taxonomy places the organism in Eukaryota, Fungi, Ascomycota, Sordariomycetes, Hypocreales, Nectriaceae. The coding region runs from base 1 to 1305 and encodes 434 amino acids. The record is from RefSeq and is a predicted model, not a curated record.